CAGUAAUUGUACCUUUUCUCUGCCGACAACAGUGGUUAUAUUUUUGAAAGACCAAAGAUGUUUCGUCCAACCAUUGUGUGAUUUAAAUACUUUUAGUUAAUAAUACCACAAUGAAAGUAGUUUCUAUAGGUAUUUAAAAACAUUUAAGUGAGAUAGAGUGGACUCAAAGUUAUAUUUCGAAAAUUCAAAUCGUCGCCAUGGAAAAGUUUUAUCGUAACGGUAUGGCGGUUCAGCUUCCGGUUUUAAAUAAGUCAUCAUUUUUCAGGUAUCGAAGAAGGCUGGAAAGAGAACGUUACCAUACGACAUCAAUAGAUUACAACACUCUUAACAAUAUGGCGAAUACAAGUACGUCAUCGGCAUCUCCAUCAUCCACAUCCGGAGGAACCGGAAACAAACUAGCGCAAGAAAUACAAGAUGAAUUCCUCGUCUGCAAAAUAUGUCUGGAGGUAUAUAAAAAUCCAAAAUGUUUGGACUGUCUUCAUACAUUUUGUGAGGCUUGUAUUGAUAACCAUGUCAUGUCCGAGUGUACGUACAAAAAGUAUAGCGAUUACAGGGAGUUUACCUGUCCACUUUGUAGGAAAAGGACCCAAUUACCGCUAGGUGGUGUGAAGAAGCUUCCAGAUAAUUUCCUUGUUUCCGGUCUUUCAGAAGUUGUUGGACGACAAAAACCUUCAAAAUUCCCCUUCUGCGAUAUUUGCAAAUUAGUCAAUCAUAAACACAGAGAAGCAACAUCAAAAUGUUUAGAUUGUAGUAAAUUGUUAUGCAAGUCUUGCGUAGAGUUACAUAAGGAAACAAAAGUUACAAAGGGUCAUAGCAUUUUUGAUGUAGAAAUUGAAAAAGAUAUCGAAUGCAAAGAGCAUUCAGAAGAAGUAGUUCGAUUUUAUUGUGAGCCAUGUGAAACAUGCAUUUGCGUUCUCUGCACUUUCAACGAGCACAAAGAUCAUGAAAUAACCCAAUUUUCGGAGGCAGUGAUUAAGUAUAAGGAGACGAUUCAAGAGUUGUUAGACAAUUGUAAAUCAAAGAUCAAUGGAUACGACGUUCAACUUGUAGCAUUAUCAAAAUGUGAUACGGUCAUUAAAGCAGCCGAACAAAGUAUACGCGACUCUGCCAUUCAGUACAUCAGCGACAUCAGGGCAAAGGAAAAACAACUGAUUGAUGAUCUUCACGAGACUUAUGGUAGUGACGUUAUGGACUAUGUUUCGAAGCGUACUGAUAUGCAGAUCAACGUCGAUAGUUUAAAAAGUACUUGUAAUUUGACCGAACUCGUUCUGAAAGGUAAAGAUAUUGAACUGCUUUUGUUGAAAAAGCAAGUCCAGGAGAAACUCUCUUCUUUAUCUGAUAUUGAGUUAAGGGAUCUACCACCCACUGUUAAUAAACAAAUUGCAUUCGUCCCUGGAGUUAUGAAUUUUGGAGAACUUUGCGAAAGCGAUAAACCUGUGGGGACCGUUAAUACACCAAGACCGAUUGCAUCUAACGCACCACAAAAUACAAUGCCACCUAAAUUUACUACAUCAAUUAGUUCACAAACUGAUGAACCUCCACCAAAAGAAGAACCUUCUACUACGGCUGCUUAUGUACAGACCGAUCAAGGACCUGGAAAUGGUAGUGAUAAGUCAGUGGGAACAGAUAUUGUUGAAGUCAUGGAAAAAGCAGUAAAUACAAGAUCACGAAGCCUGCAAGGAUCAACAUCACAAAUGCAACGUGUUGCGUCGGAAGAAAACGGAAGCGGAAAUGACAUCAUUGCAGAUGGAGCAGCACAGCGACGCCAGCGGAGAAGACGGGAACGACCAAAAAUAGAGACUUGAUUAAAAGCUCAGCGAUGGAGUACAUGUAUAUUAGUUAGACUGUUGGUGAAGAUAAGUGAUAGAGCUUUGGAUGAAGUAUAUAUACAUGUUGCCAUGACAAUUCGUUUCAUUAUUAGUAACCAUGACUACAAGACGCCUAUCUCAGAUUACUUACAAACCGUUUGAUAUUUUUCAGUCGAAAGAAGAGUCAAAAAGUUCCUGUGUUAUUGCAUAAACCAAGAAUUAUCUACUACAGACGUAAGAUUCGUCUUGGAGGGAACGUUUCGGAUGAUCAUUACAAGUAUAUUCAGCACAUAAAAGUUAUAUUGAGGAGAAAGCAUAUGAAAUAUGGACGGAAUAAUAUCAGAUGAUGACAAUAUUGAUUCUGAAUUUGUAGGAAUGCAAAAUGCCUUGAAAUGGAUAUUUAAGGAUCUAAUAUUCUGCUUUCGUUGCUAAAGAUGACACAUUUAACUUUACGACUCACUUUCAUCCCUCCUCAAACUGUUAUCGUUAUUACGCACAUGUAUGCGUCUAUCACUAUAAAAAUGUUAUGCUGUGGCUGUAAUGUUAUCAGUGGAUGUAGAAAUUUUUCAACUUAGUUAGAAUCUGCUUCAAACAGCGUAUUGUGAUAUUGUGACAUUACAUAUAUAGUAUUAUUUAUUUAUUUAUUUAGACAUAUCCGCGUAUCGACUAGAUUCUUACAUUAGAAUGAAUGAGAAGUUGUGAUAGUUGACAUGCAGUUCCGGUAAUAUGGGACCAUUCUGUAUGCCAAGGAAUCUUGGGUAAAAAAUAUGGCGGAAUAUUUAUUAUAUCCAACAUUCAUAACCAUGUAAAUAUAAUCAUACGCCAAAAUUAAAUUAAACUGUAGUUGAAUUU
This is a messenger RNA of Mytilus californianus (California mussel), 2660 nucleotides long. Its product is annotated as tripartite motif-containing protein 45-like. Bases 198 to 1805 code for a protein of 535 amino acids. The record is from RefSeq and is a predicted model, not a curated record. The transcript is spliced from 3 exons. Gene Ontology annotation, molecular function: ubiquitin-protein transferase activity; zinc ion binding. NCBI's taxonomy places the organism in Eukaryota, Metazoa, Mollusca, Bivalvia, Mytilida, Mytilidae. Gene Ontology annotation, cellular component: chromatin; nucleoplasm. Gene Ontology annotation, biological process: positive regulation of DNA-templated transcription.